Messenger RNA from Ostrea edulis (European flat oyster), 3793 nucleotides. RefSeq lists its product as uncharacterized. Lineage: Eukaryota; Metazoa; Mollusca; Bivalvia; Ostreida; Ostreidae. Gene Ontology annotation, cellular component: cytosol. Gene Ontology annotation, molecular function: protein binding. Bases 50 to 3529 code for a protein of 1159 amino acids. Gene Ontology annotation, biological process: anatomical structure morphogenesis. The transcript is spliced from 6 exons. The record is from RefSeq and is a predicted model, not a curated record.
GCGCUACACCGGUAAAGGGAGGUAAACUGAAAAUAUUGACGAUAAGACGAUGGCAACAAAAAAAGAAUGUGAAAAAUUAAUGAAAGCGUGUUUGUCUAAAGACGAGCAGACGGCAUACAACUCUCUGAUCGUUCUUAAGAAACGUGCGAACGACAGAAAUAGCCAUUUAACCCUGAUACAGUGUCGAAUUGUCCCAGUUUUCUUUCAGCUCCUGGAGUUUGUGGAAGUGAAGAAUUUGACAGACAGACGUCGGAAAACGAUUGAUCUUCUGUUCAGUAUUCUGGGUGACUUGUGUAAUUUGCAGGAAUGUCGUGAAGAAGUUUACAAGCACCUAUAUGGGCUGGAGUUUCUUGUGCUCUACUUUUGUGAGUGUGAACAUGAAAGUAUACAGAACCGGAGCUGUAGAACGUUGGCCAAUCUAGCGAAACAUCCCGGUCUGUGUGACAGCAUUCAUCAGACAGAUUUUAUAGAAACUCUUGUUACCAGGAUGGAAACAACCGAGAAUAUCCAUCACCAGCACACAUACUGUAGGGCAGUCAGGUUACUGGGUAAAACUUCACAUCAGAGAGAUAGAAUUCUGUCACACAAUGCUGUAUAUCAAGUGGGCAAACUGAUCGAGUCGGAUGAUGCCACGAUAAGGAAGGAAGUGUAUGAAGUAAUAGAGGAUUAUACUGUAAAUAGACCAUCAUGUGAAUUUGCAACUCAACUGAUCAGAUCUGGAGCUUUCAAAGUUAUUGUAGCCAAACUUAAUCCUGUUGAUAAUGAGGAAGACCAGUGUACAUUUCCACUGUUAUGUAAACUUAAUCAGAUCUCCAAAAUCCGUCCAGAAUUCGGGUCCACAGGGGGCUUGCAGACAUUCAUCGAAAUGUUCCACCAAGUCACAAAACUAUCCAAACAACUAUCGAUCUUAAACAUUGUGUGUUUGUGCUGUAAGGAAUCCGUUAAUAGAGUGAAAGUAAGGAACUUGGGUGGGCUGAAAAUUUUAUGUGAAGCUUUGAAGAAUGAAGAAUAUCAUAAGAUUCAUGAUCGCGUCAUCAGUGCUGUACAAUGUUUCGUAUUUGAUGAGGCCGGUCUCGGUAUGCUUCUAGAAUAUGACUUGGUUUCCAUUCUUAUCAGUCACCUUCAGAGAGUAGCAGGAUUUGAUUCCACCUCAGUAUCUGUGCAAAAUUAUUUAAGGGAGGAGGAAGUUGAGAAUUUUGAGGCUACUUUUUCACCAGGCAUAUUUGAAAAGUUCUACUCACAAUUUGUUCAGAAACAGGAAAUUGAUGAGCAUGAACAAGACACUGUUUCAAAGAAGAACGUGUUCAGCAUAGACAGCCCAACAUAUGAAGCAAAAUCAGAUUGGAAUAUGGAAGAGUAUAUGUCAGGAGCAAAGUGCAAGGAAACUUUCGAGUAUGCUGAAACUCCAUUUUCAUCCCCCACUUCAAUGAGUCCCUUGAGUACUGUGUCAUUUUACUCCCCGAGUAUGUCCCCUACCUCAGACUACAGUCCUCCCUCCAGCCCAGGGUGCUUAGACUCUUCAGCAGUAAAUACUGAUCUAAAUUACCCAGUCAUAUGUAGCAUGUCUUAUGAUGCCGACGACAGUCCAGGAGGAUAUUCUCCAAAGAAAAAUGAGGAAGAUGCAUCGAAGUUAGGAUCAGAAGUGUAUUCUGAGUCAGAGGAUGAAGAUGACGUAUGUUCAGUGAAAGGGAACUCGGAAGGAUUUCAGACACCUCUCAGCAAACCAGCUGAAGAAUUUCAGACACCUCUUAACAAACCAACUGAAGAAUUUCAGACACCUCUUAACAAACCAACUGAAGAAUUUCAGACACCUCUUAACAAACCAACUGAAGAAUUUCAGACACCUCUCAGCAAACCAACUGAAGAAUUUCAGACACCUCUUAACAAACCAACUGAAGAUGUGAAAGCCCCUAGUAUCAACCUAUUCAAAAAGAAAAGGGGGGUGUCAGACAUAUCAGAAGAUGAAGAGAUUGAGGUGAUUAACAAACGGAGGAAAACUGUAGCUUCUGAGGAUGUAGCUAUGUCAACAUGUGCCUCAGCCAAGACAGAGAAGAGGAGAAAUGGCUCCUGCAGCACGGAGCAGCAAAUUCUGAUUAUUCUGUCAAGGAUAUCACAGAUGUUUGAUCCCAGUAAAUACUUGGUGACAUCAGAAACCAUGUGUUGCUGUCUGGAUUAUUUGGCGUUGGUAAGCAAACCGGAAAAAAGGAUGGCUAGAACACUAAGCCGAAUUCUUACGAAUCGCCUCUGUUUAAAAAGUUUGUUACAAAUUCACAUGCCUUUCUUGAUAUACUACAAACUGUUGAGGAAUACUGACAUAUCGUAUGGAGAAAAAAUCUUGAGGUCUUUCUUGCAAUCAAAACAUGAAUGCUUAAAAAAUAAACAACGGAAUAAGAUGCGAAAUAGAUCAGACAGCGAGGACUCCACUUCAUCUCAGUUAUCUUUCCUUGACAUUGAGGAUUCGUGGUCCGCUGUGAAUUUACCUACUGGGAAAAACCAAAAAACUCCUGAAAACCAAGGCAAAGAUUCAAAAUUGACUUCUUCAAAUGAAAAUACAGCAUUUAGCAAUCAGAAAUCCACAGAAGAAGAUGGGGAUCUUUCAUUUCCAUUCCGGGCAGGACUGAUUCUACUUCAAGACAUCUCCACUGAAGUGGAUGGACCAUACGGACGUGGAGAGGUUGCGCACUGGAUCCACAAUAAGGAUGUGGAGGGUUAUAAAGAUGAGGCAGUUUUCUCCCUUUUGUUUGCUCUCUGGGACUCAGGGAUGACCCAACACUAUUUCAUAAAGCAGAACUUCAUGGAAACUAUCCUGAAACAUGUGACCAGUGAUAUUACCCAGCAUUCCAAGAGAGCAUUCCUUGAGGCGCUGUGUUUCAUUGGACACAUUGUGUUACACACAGAACCAAACAAAGAGGCAGACAAACUUGUUCUGAGACAUAUAGAAAACAGUACAAUGUCACCGGGAAAUGUUUGCAAAUAUGAAAGCAUUCAGUGUAAAGAUAUUUCAUUCUCAGUUCAAAACACAAUUCUCCCAGGGAAAAAGGAAGUUCUCACCCAAAGCUCAGACCUUUUCCAAGCCAUGUUAGAGGGACAUUACUCUGAAGCUAGGGAGGAGGAAAUUAUUUUGCCCAACACCACCCCAUUUGCUCUGAGGUACAUCCUGCAUUAUUUACAUGGAUGUGAUCUCUCUUGUGAACUUCUUGGGAGUGUAACAAAAUGUGACAGAUCAGACGACACACUAUGCAAUAUUCUGGAUACUGUUGUAUUGGGACACCAGUACAUGCUGAACAACCUGGUGGAGUUUCUGGUGAAAUUGCUUCAUAAAGUUGUUACUCCAGAGAAUGCUUGCCAUAUUUUCCAUUUUGCAUUGACUUAUGACUUCCCAAUGCUGGUUGCUGAUUGUAUAAAGCGAAUGUUUUCCUCGCCGAAUGUAAUGGAAAGAGUGAAAGGUUUUCGGAAUUUCCUGGUGGGGCCAGACGCAGAACUCUUUUUAUCUGUCUUGUUUGACCUUCUGUUGGACAGGAAACUUUAAAAAUAUCAGAGAAAUAUCAAUUAAAUAAGUUUUACUAAUGAAUUUUUGGAGUUUGAUGUGAGCUGUAUUAAUUAUACACAAUUUAAUGCAGAUAAAUUUGCAAUGAGUUUUGAUGAGAAUAUUUAUCAGUGAGUAGGUAUUUUUUUUGAUCGGUCUCUUUGAAUGAGUUGUAAAUUAAUGAUGAUAUUGCAUGAAAUGUGAUGUGGUAUAAUAAUAUUCAGUAAUUAAAUAUUAUAUAUUAAAUAAACAUGUUACAGUUAAAAA